Molecule: messenger RNA, 2955 nt
Organism: Impatiens glandulifera
Lineage: Eukaryota; Viridiplantae; Streptophyta; Magnoliopsida; Ericales; Balsaminaceae
Exons: 13
Coding region: 169-2847 (892 amino acids)
Molecular function (GO): hydrolase activity, hydrolyzing N-glycosyl compounds
Source: RefSeq, a predicted model, not a curated record
UUUUCAAACACAUGUCCAACAUGCUAAUUAAAUCAUGUAUUAUUUAAAGAAGCAGCCUUCCUCUCAUUUUCUCAACGGAUAAGAAGAGCAUAGCCGCCUUCCUCGUCGAUUGGGAUAAUUGGCGGCCGGAGAAAACUCAAUUGAAUUUGAAGUAUUUAAGUUGGUGCGAUGGAAGCGGAGACAAUUUGGACGCUUAGAUCCUCGUUGUUGAUCUUUGUUGUAACACUGCUCGGAGUUGUUUCAAUAUUUUCCGAUGGCUUGCCUCACCGGAUUCUGCUUGAUACGGAUGUUGGCACUGACGAUUUGUUUGCUCUCAUAUACCUACUGAAGUUUAACCGAUCGGAGAUCGAAUUGCAGGCUAUAACUAUUAACACAAAUGCAUGGACCGAUGCCGGUCAUGCUGUAAAUCAAGUUUACGAUAUCCUUUACAUGAUGAACCGCGAUGACAUUGUUGUUGGAAUGGGAGGUGAAGGAGGAAUAGACGAAGAUGGAACCAUACAACCAAAUGUUGGAGGAUAUCUUCCAUUAAUUGAACAGGGGAUUGGCACUGCUGGUUAUUGUAGAUACAGACAAACAAUUCAUGCAGGUCGGGGAGGACGAUUAGAUGUUAAUUCAAAUUAUGGUUUGAGGAAAAGUUUUCUUCCACAGGGGAGCAGGAGAUAUUCUCCUCUCAGACAACCUACUUCUCAACAAGUUAUGAUUGACACGAUAUCUUCCGGUCCUAUUACUGUUAUCACUAUUGGAACACACACGAAUUUAGCCAUUUUUCUUAUGACUAAUCCUCAUCUUAAGAAGAACAUUCAACACAUUUAUGUCAUGGGUGGUGGUGUGAGGUCUAAGAACCCAACAGAUUGUUUUCGAAAAGAAAACACCACCGCAUCUUCUUUCCAGCCUCAAGAAUGUGGUGAUCGUGGUAAUCUGUUCACUGAUUACACCAGCAACCCGUAUGCAGAAUUCAACAUAUUUGGAGAUCCUUUUGCUGCAUACCAGGUAAUCCAUUCAGGAAUUCCUGUGACAUUGGUUCCUCUUGAUGCAACAAACACCAUUCCUAUAACUAAGGAGUUUUUCGACGGAUUUGAGAAGAUGCAGUACUUUACAUACGAGGCACAAUACUGCUUCAAAUCCAUGAAAAUUACUCGCGACACUUGGAUUGAUGACCAAUUCAACAUGACCUAUUUUAUGUGGGACUCAUUCACUGCGGGUGUAGCUAGUAAAAUCAUGAGGAACACCUCGUAUAAUCCAACAGGGGUGAAUACCUUUGCUGAAAUGGAGUUCAUGAAUAUAACCGUAGUUACAUCAAACAAACCUUAUGGAAUAUCUGAUGGUUCAAAUCCUCUCUUUGAUGGCCGCAAGUCUCCAAAGUUUAACUUGACAGAAAAUGGAGUUCAUAGUGGUCACGUUCAAACCGGACUUCGUGACCCUUUUUGCAUUGUCAAAAAUGGGAAAGGUAGAUGUCAGGAUGGCUACACUAAGGAAAUUAGUGGACCUGAGUCAGUGUCUGUUCGUGUUGCUACAAGAGCAAAACCAAAUUUGGAUCCCAUUGACCCCCUAAACAGAGAAUACUUUUGGGUCAUCUUGGACGUUCUUAAUAAAACCGAAAACACUGGGAGGUUCAAUUUCACGAAUCAGUUUCCUUACUACAAGGAAACUCUGUAUACGCCUGAUUUUAAAGGGAGAAAACUAGGUAAAAAUGUGGUCUUUGACAUGGAUAUGAGUGCUGGAGAUUUCCUUGCUCUAUUUUAUCUCCUUAAACAACCUGUAGAGGUUAUCAACCUUAAGGCUAUACUUGUGUCUGCUACUGGCUGGGCAAAUGCAGCAACCAUAGAUGUCAUCUAUGAUUUACUACACAUGAUGGGUCGCGAUGACAUUCCUGUUGGUCUAGGAGAUGUACUUCCAAUGAACCAGUCUGACUCUAUUUUCUCGGCUGUUGGUGAUUGCAAGUACACUCAAGCUAUCCCUAAUGGUAAUGGUGGAUUCCUCGACUCAGACACCCUUUAUGGGUUAGCUCGUGAUUUACCACGAAGCCCACGAAGGUUUACUUCUGAGAACUCAGUAAAAUAUGGAGCUCCUCGGGAUACUGAUCAUCCUGAACUUAGGCAGCCAUUGGCCAUGGAAGUGUGGGAUUCUGUAUCAAAAAAUCUUGAUUCAGGAUCAAAAGUUACCAUACUGACUAAUGGUCCAUUGACAAAUCUGGCUAAGAUAAUCAUUAAUGACAAAAAUGCAAACACACUUAUUCAGGAGGUCUUUAUAAAUGGUGGACACAUAAGAAGUGGUGAUAAUAAAAAUACAGAAAAUGGCAAUAUCUUUACAAUUCCCACAAACAAAUUUGCAGAAUUCAACAUGUUUCUUGAUCCCAUGGCUGCGAAAACAGUUUUCGAAUCUGGUCUUAACAUCACACUUAUCCCAUUGAGUGUCCAGCGUAAGCUAAGUGAAUUCCCCGUGAUUCUAGAAAGGCUUCGUAUCAACAAGAAGACACCUGAAGCUUUUCUAGCUAAACGAUUACUGUCUCUUCUAUACAAGCUGCAACAAAAGAAACACAGAUAUCAACAUGUGGGCAUGUUUUUAGGUGAAAUAUUAGGUGCAGUAGUAAUGGCUGGCGACCGGUCUCAAUUAAAUUCAGAAUUUAUCGAGAAGUCUGUUGUAGUAGUGGCAAUGGGAUUAGAAUCUGAAGAUGGGCAGACAAUUAUUACUGAUGCUAAUAUGGGAAAAAUGGUUAGAAUUUUGGAAAAUGUGGAUUCAAUUGCAUGCUAUGAUGAUUUUGUGGCUCGGCUAGCCGACAGACAACAAUCGGCAGUUGUUGGAAGUUUUGAAGAACAGAAACAAACUUGGAGCAAACCACCCAAGUGAACCUACAAUCGGUUAGACAAAGUUUCAGCUUAGCAAAUUUGUUGGAAUUUUGUAUGCUUAUUUUAGUUUGUUAUUCAGUGGAUUAUUAUAUUCUGUCUCAUGAACUGU